AUGUUCCCUCCUGACGGUGAGCGUGUGUUCUCCUACAGAGGAGGACGGUGGUCAGUUGGCGGCCCCGACCCCACCUCCCAGAAGCCGUCGCCCGGGGGCCAGAGCCUCUACCGUGUCAGAGUCUUCUGCUCUCGACUGGGACCCGGCCCUCCCACCCUCUCCCUGCUUGUCACCCACCCUUUCCCGCCCUCAGGCCUGGAAGAGGGUCAGCUGCCCAUUUACAUCUUCGGGGCGGAGGACGGGCAAGCUGUGGCUCCCACUCCGCCCCCGAGGAGUCGCCGCCCCGGCUCUAGGGCGUCGUCCACGCUUUCCGAGUCACUGGGGGUGGAAGAUCCCUUGUAUCUCCUUGGCAUGGCGGAGGGCGGGCAGGACCUGGCCCCCACCCCACCCCCAAGAAGUCGCCGCCCUGGAUCUCGAGCCUCCACGGUGUCUGACACGUCCGCCCUCGGUAUGUCCAGGAAGCUUCCCCAUUUCAGCCUCGAGUUCGCCGACGACACCGAGAUAUCUAUACUUCUGAAUAUCUUCACUUCUUUGUCACAGAAUAUAACUGAUUCUCUUACUCUGUCUUGCAUGCUUUGGUACAUGACCCCCAGGCCGUCGAAGGCUCUUCCACGUCGACAGAAAAGGAAGCCCCAGUAUCAUGUGCCUGACUUGCUAGUGUCGCAAAGACGCCUCGACACAGCUGGGGGUUAUUUUGAGAGGCUAAAAACUAACCUCGGAGCUGAUUAG
Molecule: messenger RNA, 729 nt
Organism: Penaeus monodon (black tiger shrimp)
Lineage: Eukaryota; Metazoa; Arthropoda; Malacostraca; Decapoda; Penaeidae
Exons: 3
Coding region: 1-729 (242 amino acids)
Source: RefSeq, a predicted model, not a curated record